Scleropages formosus (Asian bonytongue) is the source of this 2034-nucleotide messenger RNA. It is a transcript of the gene uba3, whose product is annotated as ubiquitin-like modifier activating enzyme 3. The record is from RefSeq and is a predicted model, not a curated record. Gene Ontology annotation, cellular component: cytoplasm; nucleus. NCBI's taxonomy places the organism in Eukaryota, Metazoa, Chordata, Actinopteri, Osteoglossiformes, Osteoglossidae. The transcript has 17 exons. Bases 84 to 1487 code for a protein of 467 amino acids. Gene Ontology annotation, molecular function: NEDD8 activating enzyme activity. Gene Ontology annotation, biological process: protein neddylation.
GAGCCAUAAGUACCAAUAUUAGAAGCUAAAGUAAUUGCUAACUGGUUAAACCAUACUUACAGUUUUCUUAAAACCGAGCAUGUAUGAACCUUCUUUUAUUCUCUCUUUUUAGGGAGAAGAAAAGAAGGCGAAUAGAGGAGCUGGCUCAGUCUCAGAAAAAGGCUGUGGAUGGUGGGAAUGAGGACAGUCAAGACUGGGAUGGUCGCUGGAACCAUGUGAAGAAGUUCCUGGAAAGGUCUGGACCGUUCACUCACCCUGACUUUGAGCCAAGCACAGAGUCGCUACAGUUUUUAUUAGAAUCAUGCAAGAUUCUAGUGAUCGGAGCUGGAGGCCUGGGAUGUGAACUUCUGAAAAAUUUGGCUCUCUCGGGGUUUCGAAAAAUUCACAUUGUGGAUAUGGACACAAUUGAUGUCUCUAAUCUGAACAGACAGUUUCUUUUCAGGCCUAAAGAUGUAGGUCGACCAAAGGCAGAUGUUGCAGCUGACUUUAUCAACAGUCGUGUCCCAGGUUGCAAUGUGGUUCCACAUUUUAAGAAAAUACAAGUCUUUGAUGAGUCAUUCUAUCGACAGUUCCAUAUAAUUGUAUGUGGGCUGGAUUCCAUCAUUGCUCGGAGGUGGAUAAAUGGCAUGCUGAUGUCCCUGCUGAUUUAUGAGGGUGGUGUCCUGGACACCUCCACCAUCAUACCACUCAUAGAUGGAGGCACAGAAGGUUUCAAAGGCAACGCACGUGUCGUACUUCCUGGCAUGACUGCGUGCAUUGACUGCACACUGGAGCUCUACCCACCUCAGAUUAAUUUCCCCAUGUGCACUAUUGCGACCAUGCCUCGAUUACCUGAGCACUGCAUUGAGUAUGUCCAUAUACUCCAAUGGCCCAAAGAGAAGCCUUUUGGAGAUGGAGUGGCACUGGAUGGGGACGAUCCCCAGCACAUCCAGUGGGUGUUCCAGAGGUCGCAGGAAAGAGCCGCCCAGUUCAAUAUCACAGGAGUGACUUACAGACUUACCCAGGGGGUUGUGAAAAGAAUAAUCCCUGCAGUUGCAUCAACAAAUGCAGUCAUUGCAGCGGCAUGUGCCUCCGAAGUUUUCAAGAUAGCCUCAAGCACUUACAUUCCACUGAAUAACUACCUGGUGUUCAAUGAUGUUGAUGGCCUAUACACUUACACAUUCGAAGCAGAGCGAAAGGAGAACUGUUCGGCCUGUAGCCAGGUGCCACAUGAUCUGCAGUUUCCCUCCUCUGCCAAGUUGCAGGAUGUGCUGGACUAUCUGAUUGAAAGCACUGCUCUACAAAUGAAAUCUCCUGCAAUCACAGCAACUAUGGAAGGGAAAAACAAAACACUAUAUUUACAGACUGUUGCAUCCAUUGAAGAGAGAACACGUCCAAAUCUUUGCAGAACACUGAAAGAACUGGGCUUGACUGAUGGACAGGAACUGGCAGUAGCAGAUGUCACCACUCCUCAAACAGUCCUCUUCAGACUUAACUACACCUCAUAGACUGUAUAGAGCCAAACAUCUGAGCAGCACUUGAAAUGAGAAAGCCGCCAAAUGCCAUCUGUACCUUAAUCUCUCGCUGUAGAUUACAAUAAGAAAAGGCACAAGGUGAUGCCACUUGGAUGUAUUUUUACAUGUACUUAAAUACUGUCAUGUACAAGCGUCUCCAGAAACCAAAGGAUAAACACAAGAAACAUUUGUAGUCAAUACAGUGUUUUAAAUUACUGAGUGAAUUGAUUGCCCUGUAUUUUUGGUUGUCCUCACUUUACAUUUUCACAUCAGCAAACUACAGGUAAAUGUUUUCAAGCACUUUGGUCACUGAACUGGUUAACUUUUGGAUGGUCACAAUGGUCCGAUUUAUGUGAACAUCAUUAAUAUUUAACUGUGUUCCACUUUGAUGUGUUUCAUAAGUGAUGCACAAAUAAAUGUUUAUACUUUCCAUUAUACUAAUGUAUUGUCUUAAGGGUGGGGGCAAUGUUUUAGUUUUAAUUUUACAGCAGCAGAAGAGUUAUACUAUCAGCAAGUGCAAUUUUGGUGGCUUCUUUGACAU